Periophthalmus magnuspinnatus is the source of this 1325-nucleotide messenger RNA. RefSeq names its product retinol dehydrogenase 13-like. The coding region runs from base 115 to 1200 and encodes 361 amino acids. The transcript is spliced from 7 exons. NCBI's taxonomy places the organism in Eukaryota, Metazoa, Chordata, Actinopteri, Gobiiformes, Gobiidae. The record is from RefSeq and is a predicted model, not a curated record.
CUAUGCGCCUAUAACCUUGUAUUGGUUUGGUAAAACAGCACAAGAAAAUAUGCAAAGCUGCUUUAAACAUUUUUAAACUUUAUAAAGUCUUCUUCCGUACUAUUUCUUCCCAUCAUGAGUAAAUACAUUCUGCCAGUUUCUGUUUUUGGAACCGUUUUUGGUUGUGCUGUAUUGCUGAAAAACCAUGUGACAGGUGGCCGAUGUAAGAGUAAAGCUACCAUCCAUGGCAAGACUGUGGUGAUAACAGGAGCCAACACAGGCAUUGGGAAAGAGACAGCCCGAGAGCUCGCUAAGAGAGGAGGUCGUAUUAUUAUGGGAUGUCGAGAUCUGGAGAAGUGCGAGGCAGCUGCAAAGGAGAUUCGAGGGAAAACACUGAAUCCUCAUGUUUACUCCUGCAGGCUUGAUCUGGCCUCUCUUAAGUCCAUCCGUCAGUUUGCAGAACGAAUUAAAAAAGAAGAGAGCCGUGUGGAUAUUCUGAUAAACAAUGCGGGAGUAAUGCGAUGUCCAGCUUGGAAGACAGAAGAUGGCUUUGACAUGCAGUUUGGGGUAAAUCAUCUAGGCCACUUCUUGUUGACAAAUCUUCUGUUGGAUAAGUUGAAAGAAUCCGCCCCCAGCCGAGUGAUCAACCUGACCUCGCUCGCCCACAUCCUUGGAAAGAUUGACUUUGAGGACUUGAACUGGGAGAACAAGAAGUUUGAUACCAAGCAGGCGUACUGUCAGAGUAAGCUUGCCAAUGUUCUGUUCACCAGAGAGCUGGCCAAGCGAUUACAAGGCACAGGAGUAACAGUGAAUGCUGUCCACCCAGGCGUUGUUGCCACUGAGCUUGGGCGACACACAGGUCUCCACCAAUCACAGUUCUCCAGCUCAGUGCUUAGUCCUUUUUUUACUCUUUUGGUGAAAAGCCCUGAGCUGGGGGCACAGCCCAGUGUCUUCCUGGCAGUGUCUGAGGAGAUGGAAGGUGUAACUGGACAGUACUAUGAUGUGAUGACAGAGAAGGAGCCAGCGCCUCUAGCCCUGGAUGAUGAGGUCGCUCUGAGGUUAUGGGAAGUCAGCAGUAGACUGGUGGGCCUGAAAGAGGACAGACAGAGCCAGUCAGAGCCAGCAGGAUCAAAACAGAGCAAUGCUGUAGAGACACACAAGCCGAGCCCACAGACUUCCCCUACUGCAGCUGCCUCAGCAUCUGCAUUGGAAAAACACUGAACAUACGGAGUCACCACCCCACCCAGCCUAUUAAUAAUUUGUAUACUGUAUAUAAGAUAAUGUAUUUUAAAAAGCAAUGAAGCAUAAAUGUCUACUUCAAUAUCCAAUGUGUGACACACAAUUGC